AUGACAGCAAUGUGUUUGGGUGACGAAGGGAUGGUAGCCUAUAUGAAGUUCGUACUACACUCGACGUAUUCGUACAUGGUUGUGACCGUCGGUUGCCCAGAUCCUUCCCUUACGAAACAACAAAUUGAUGAUUGUGCUGCGGAAUGCAUUGGGGAUUCAGAGUACUGUAUCGGAAUUUAUUUAACGCGAGAAACUUGCACCCACAUCUAUGAUGGCUCUGAUCCGACGCUAAAUUUUUAUUUGUACGAUCGACACCAAAAUACGACAAUACCAUGUCCAACACAGGAUAUAUCCGCGCAGAUUGCAAAUGAUCGUGAGGGGAAAUUCAAGUACGGUUGCGUCAACAACGGCAUCUACAGCUCGGAGUUCAACAGCCUCUGCAUUAACAUCAACGGCAGCAAGUACGUCUGCGUCGACAUCGACGUCAGCAACUACGAUUUUCUUAGUAGCUACUCCUACAGCUGCACCUGCGCCAACAUCAACAUCAACAAGUACACCUUCGUCAUCUUCAACGCCUACGACCACCACUUCAACAACGUCGACGACAGCAACGACGACAACAACUACGGCCGGCCCCACAACGUCAACAGGACCGUCUCCUUCAACAAUUGCCAAUUGGAUCUGGCCUGCUCGGCCCCACCCGGCAUACAAGCUGUCUUAUCUCUAAAUAACUUGUCCAUGUACCUGGAGAAAGACGACGCAAGCCCACUGAAUUAUGCUACGAAUUCGUUGAAGUGUGUAAAUGGGACAUGGAUUUAUGGCAUUCAAUACUCGGUGACGCAAGUCGGCUGCAGC
Mesorhabditis spiculigera is the source of this 795-nucleotide messenger RNA. The record is from the annotation of a GenBank genome assembly. NCBI's taxonomy places the organism in Eukaryota, Metazoa, Nematoda, Chromadorea, Rhabditida, Rhabditidae.